Gopherus evgoodei (Goodes thornscrub tortoise) is the source of this 4849-nucleotide messenger RNA. RefSeq names its product dipeptidase 2-like. The transcript has 13 exons. Bases 745 to 2019 code for a protein of 424 amino acids. The record is from RefSeq and is a predicted model, not a curated record. Gene Ontology annotation, molecular function: metallodipeptidase activity. Lineage: Eukaryota; Metazoa; Chordata; Testudines; Testudinidae. Gene Ontology annotation, biological process: proteolysis.
UAGUUUGCCCACAAGGAGGAGCUGAUAGUGACGCUGAGCAGCCUGGAAAACCAUCACUUGCCGUCUGCUUUUCAGCGAUUACAAACGGGGGAUGAGACUGUGGUUCUCCUCUGUGCUUAUCAGCUGGUAGAAGGCUCCCUAAGCCGGAAUGUGAAGCUGGGUAUGUUUGUGAGCCAUAAAAGAAGCAGAGUUAUUUGCUGUCGAUGUGAAACCAAAAGUAACCAGUGCCAGGCUCUUGCUGUUGUAUCCAAUCCAGUCGAAUGUGGAUCUUGCUGCUUUUUCAUUGCCCAAAGAAGGAAAGCAACGGUGACAAAGUGCUAAAAGAGAAGAUCCGUGAACAAAGGAGAAGCUCUCCCCAGGCCCUACAGAUACUGUAGUAUCGCUCCAUCCACAUGUUUUGGCAGCUUUCCAAGUGCCUGCAAGCUUUACUGUACAGUUACACAUACUUCUGGCAUGGAAAAGGACUGUGCUAGUUCCUCCAAAGAAAAAACACAUUUGGAAUCUGCCAAAGAAAAAGGAAAUUACCAGUACAGCAGCUGGCAUCUUUCCAAGCCCAAAGGGCCAGUGGUACCACUGUGAACCUAAAGAAGUUCCUUCACCACCUAUGCCUUCCCAAUGACAGAGGCACAGCAGUUCUGCCAAAAUCGUUAAGUCUAGAACCUUUGCAGACUGGAAAUUUACCUCUUCUUCAUAACCAACAUUCUGUGGUGGCAGCCUUCUUCUCUAGUUAACGUCUUUGUGGAAAUGAAGAGCAAUCCUAUGAAGCUGUUCCUGUGGCUCUUGCUGCUCAUCUCUGAUGUUUUGGCUUUCAGAACUGAGAAACCUGUUGGAGAAAGGGCUGUUGAGCUAAUGAAGCAAGCCCCUCUAAUUGAUGGGCACAAUGACCUUCCAUUACAACUGAGGAUAUUGUACCAAAACAGACUAAGUAAAAUCAACUUAAAAAUUCUCAACACCACAUUCACAAACAUUCAGAAACUUCAGUCUGGCCAUGUCGGAGCUCAGUUUUGGUCAGUGUAUGUUCUGUGCAGCGCUCAGAACAAGGAUGCUGUGCGUCUGACCCUAGAGCAGAUUGAUGUUGUCAAGAGGAUGUGUCAAAUCUAUCCAGAACUUGAACUUGUUAAUACUUCUCAAGGUAUUGCUGAUAGUAAAAAGAUAGCAUGCUUGAUUGGAAUAGAAGGUGGCCAUUCCAUUGACAGCAGUCUCGCAACGCUAAGGAUGUAUUAUGACCUGGGUGUUCGGUACAUGUCUUUAACGCACACCUGCAAUACUCCAUGGGCAGAAUCUUCAUCAAAGCAAGUACAUAACUUUUAUCCUAAUGUGAAUGGUCUGAGUUCAUUUGGCAAAGAAGUGGUGAUGGAGAUGAAUCGCUUGGGGAUGAUGAUAGAUUUAUCCCAUACCUCAGACUCCACAGCAAGAAUGGCUCUCCGGAUCUCCAGAGCACCAGUCAUUUUCAGUCAUUCUUCAGCCUUCUCUGUUUGUAACCACUCAAGAAAUGUUCCUGAUGAUAUUCUUCAGAGUUUGAAAAGGAACAAUGGAAUUGUGAUGGUGACUUUCUAUAAAAAGGUGCUGGCCUGUGGAAGAGAGGUGGUGAAUGUUGCAACGGUGGCAGAUCAUUUUGACCACAUAAAGAAAAUUGCAGGUUCAAAAUCAAUAGGAAUUGGUGGUGACUAUGAUGGAGUGGAUCAAUUCCCUGAAGGACUGGAAGAUGUUUCAAAAUACCCUGCAUUGAUUGAGGAACUUCUGAGAAGAGGUUGGACCGAAAGAGAACUGUCAGGGGUUUUAAGGGAAAACUUCCUCCGUGUUUUCAGGGAGGUGGAAAAAGUGCGGAAUGACAGUAGAUCAGUGAAUGAGAAUGAGAAAGAAAUCCCACAAAGAGAGGUGCAAAAUUCCUGUCGUCUGGACCUAAGAAACCCUCCUCUUCUGCCAUCUGAUGAGCUUCCCAUUUCCUUUGGAACUCCUUCUGUGGGACAGACUUUGUGUCUAAUGUUUAUUAGUGUAAUAUAUAUAAUAUUGCAUUAACAAUGCACAGAAACCUGAUGGGUCAAAAGGGUUAUUGACUACACAUACCCAGACAGACAUUACAUGUAGAGUGAAUUGCAAUGCAAAUGGAUAAAAUCUUCUGCUUAGCUACAAAACUGUACCUCCAAGGUGUGUGAAUAGUAUUAAACCGAGAGCAUCAUUUCUAUAAACCUACCUACAUAUGGCAAAGAUUAAAUUUGUCUUAAGUGCUUAGGUAGCAAUGUUUGGAAUACUGCUUGGUGCUGAAUACUCUUCGAUCCACUGAUGUCAAAGGAAGCUGGUAAUGCCCAGAAUCUCUUGUCAGAUCUUGUACUACAUGCAAGGCCCCUGGUUUUCAGUUUUUAUUUUGUUUAACAUUAUUACAAAAAAAUUAAAAACAUGGAUGAAAAAUUAAAUUCAUAGUUUUCUGGGUUAGUAAGAAAAAGCAACAGAGAAAAAUAGGAAUAUUGAAAACUAAAAGCAGCUCACGCUGUGAUUUAUUUCAUGAACCGUGUAAACACUUGCACUUGUAUGCGUGUGUAUCUUCCACUAUAUUUGCUUUACAUUAACAGACAACCUUGCCUAAAUGUAAAUGCAAACUUAUCAUUAAUAUAAACACAUCUCCUAAUGUAAUGUAUUGGAUUUCCUUAACGUAAUCAGUAUUUUUAUAUACUUGAGUAGUCCCAAAAUCUGGGUGAAAAUCAGUAAAAACUGAACACUAGCUUUUUGGAAAACUUGGGAAUUUUCCAGUGAAAACUGAAAACGAAGGGCCUGGCUGGUCACUUGUCUUUGGAUGCAUGCCUGGUAUUAGGAUUGGGGACCAGAAGUACUAGUCAAAUGGAAUUUUUUUAUUAAUCAUUAUUACUACUAUUAUUAUUAUUCUUUUGCAUUUUAAGGGAGAGCUAACUGCCAGCUGGGUUUGUAGGUGACCAUUGUGACAUCAGUCUCAGAAGGAAAAAAUGCCAUGGCUGUUUGAAGGAGAAUGUGGCCUUUUUUAAAUUAUGUUUUUGCCAAAAGUUAGGAUUCUCUCAACCUGGAGGUUAUUUGAGAAACUAUAUUCUGCCCUUUAUGUAGUCUCAUUGCAGUAACUGCCUUCACUUAAGUCUGUGGGCGAGGUAAAGAUUCUAAGCAUGUGGCAUUGCUGGAUCUGCCACGAGUGUUUGAAUGCUGUUCACCAUGGACAGAAUUGAGCUGUCAUUGGUUUGUGUAUGCCACAAUAUGUUGCUUUGAAUCCUAUCUCCAGUUCGUUGCUUUGAGCCAGGGAAUGCUAAAUAACUGUGCAAUUUGUUUUGGGUCCCAUUCCUCUAGUACCCCAGGGCAGCAUUAUUUAUGAUCAUGACAUCUGUGGUUGCAUGUCUGCACCACAUCUAGCGUCUGGCAUCUUCAGGACAACAAAGACUGGAUAUCUCAACUGUUUAUAGAAACUUAGGUCUCUUCUAAAUAUGUAAAAAUCAAAAGCCUACCCUCCACUCCAGGAACUUCAACAGUCCGGUGCUGACUUUUUCCCUUUGGGAGCACUGUUUAUUUGCCCCUAUCCUGUUUUUAUCUUUUGAAAUGUUAGUAACUGAACUUCACUUGAGUUAUUAGUGAUAAAGCUGCCACAUGCCAUCUGGAACUUCUCCUGGCGGUGACUAUGGAGGACUACUGGAAAGUAAAGAGCAUUCUUGGAGGAGAUGAUAUUUAGGGUUGGGUGAAAAACGUCUUGUGAACUUGCAUCUGAUAUUUUUGCCAUCUAAUUUCAUGUGGUUUUCAAUUUGUCGAUGUCAUUUUCUCAUGGAAUUUCAAUGCAGUUCAGUUUUCAAGACCCACUUCUAGCACAGAAUUGCCAUCUUGGCUGCAUCAUUAGCUGUUUUGGCUUGUGGUUGUGCUAAAGGGUUAAACUUCAGCAGGAAAUCUGAAAUUACCCCAUCCUGCUAGACACCAGUGUCACACCUCUUGUUGACACUGACAAACGGACAGGAGCCAAGUGUAGAGAUUAAAAUGAAAUACAAGAAGGGUAGAUUUUCAGCAGCAUCAAUACUGUGAUUACUCUGGAAGUUAUUUCUUGUUAAAUAAGCCUUCACUUAAGCCAAAAACAUGCUGUAGUCAUCAUCACACUAUACUGCAGGUCAUGAGAGGACCAGGAAGGUUGUGAGACAUAGACUGACUGUCCGAGAUCAGAUGGUAAUGGAAUGGUCAGGGACAUGUCAACUCAGAUUCCACUUCCAGCAGUAGCAUAGGGAUCUGUAAUGCAUCCUGCAGCUUCAAGCUCUCCCAGUUCCAUAAACUGAGCAGGGCAUGGGUCAGCUGGGGCACUGGAGAGUUGCUUGAAGUGAGGCUGUGGGGCUGCUGUCCCUCAACAGGGUUGUGUUUUGAGGCAACAUGAGAAGGCCAUGCUCAACUAAGGACCCUGGCUGUUCAGUGGGGGAAACAGACCAUUCUGGCCCCCAGUAUAUUUGUUGUUAUACUAACAGAAAAUAGUGUUUGCAUUACAUUUUGCUGAAAAGUUCCAAAACUUGAAAAAAAUGGAGAAUUUACAGUUCAAGAAAUGUUCCUGAAAUAGGCAAAUGAAAAACAUUCCACUCCACAUAUUUCACCUAGCUCUAACUGCAGUAUUGCCAACCUCAGCAUUAGAAAUCAAAGGAUUGGCUUAAAAAUCAUGAGAUUUUAAAAUGUGGGUUCUUUUUAUUUGCCUUCUGGUGUUUGAGCCUUUAGGUUCAAGGUUUUCUUUUCCACAGUCAGGAAGUUGGAAACUUUCUUUUUUUUAAUAGAGAGUCGAGAUUCUUACACAAUCACAUGACUCCAGAAGCUCAGGCUUUAAUAAACUCCAACUAUUGCAAAAUACACAAUAAAAUUAAGUCUGCAUCACUAA